AUGGAGAAAACCCAUGAAGUUGAUCCAGCAGGAUCGCAGGUUGUUCACCAUGUAGAUCCUGUGCUGGAUCCAGAGCAUCAGCAUCACCAUGCUCAUCACCACCAUACCGCCUUCGCCGAACAGGGACGUCAGGAUGAAGUGGUCUACUCGAAAGAUGUCGAGUUUGAAAAAGGAAUCGUGCCUGAACAAACACCUCUGGACCACGGCAGGAAGAACUCCGACGAUGAGGAAGCCGGCGAGACUCUCCCAGUUAAGCGCACUUGGUAUCGUCGUGUGGGAAAACAAUGGAGACAUAUAUUCCAUGCCGUGGUCUGGCUACUGUUUACCGGUUGGUGGAUUGCCGGCCUGAUCCUACACCGACAUGAUAUAGGAUGGCUCAUCCCAUUCCUGCUCUAUCUUGCCAUCACGCUGCGAAUAAUCUUCUUCUAUGUCCCCAUUACUGUCGUGUCAAGGCCCAUGCACUGGGUCUGGGGGCGUACCGCUCACCCUUUCGUGCGCCUCAUUCCCGAGAAGAUCAGAACACCCAGUGCCGCCGCGCUAUGCAUCGCUGUGAUUCUUGUUGGCUCGUUCGUUUCCGAAGAAUCACAGGAUAACACCCGUGCCAACCGUGCAGUCAGUCUGUUCGGUAUGGUGGUCUUCAUCUUCGGGCUAUGGCUCACAUCUCGAAACCGCAAGAAGAUCGUCUGGCACACUGUCAUUGUCGGUAUGCUGGCGCAAUUCAUCAUUGCUCUGUUCGUGCUCCGCACCACUGCAGGAUACGACAUCUUCAACUUCAUCUCAAGCCUAGCCACUGAUCUGCUCGGUUUCGCCGCCGACGGAGUCAUAUUCCUAACCAGCGAGGAUUUCUACUACUUUGACAAGGGCUUUGCCCCACAGCAAUUCUUCAUUGUCAGCGUCAUCUCCGCCAUCAUCUUCUUCGUCGCCUUCGUCCAGCUCUUGUACUACUUCAAUAUCCUGCAGUGGUUCAUUGGCAAGUUCGCCGUCUUCUUCUUCUGGAGCAUGCGCGUUUCCGGCGCCGAAGCCGUUGUCGCCGCCGCAUCCCCCUUCAUCGGCCAGGGUGAAUCCGCCAUGCUGAUCCGUCCCUUCAUCGCCCAUCUUACCAUGGCCGAGCUGCACCAAAUCAUGUGCUCUGGCUUCGCCACCAUCGCCGGAAGUGUCCUGAUCGCCUAUAUCAGCAUCGGUGUCAACCCACAGGCAAUGGUCAGCGCGUGUGUGAUGAGUAUCCCCGCUUCACUGGCAGUCUCAAAACUACGUUGGCCCGAAGAGGAAGAAACCCUUACUGCAGGCCGUGUCGUGGUCCCCGAUGACGACGAACACCGCUCUGCCAACGCCCUCCACGCAUUCACCAGCGGCACCUGGCUCGGUCUGAAGAUCGCCGCCAUGAUCGCAUCAACCCUCCUGUGCAUCAUCGCUCUCAUUGGUCUAGUCAACGGCCUCCUCACUUGGUGGGGCCGAUACCUGAACAUCAACGACCCCCCACUGACCCUCGAGUUGAUCGUCGGAUACAUCUGCUACCCGAUUGCCUUCCUCCUCGGUGUCUCCCGGGACGGGGAUCUACUCAAGGUUGCCCAACUGAUUGGUACCAAGCUCGUUACCAACGAAUUCGUCGCCUACGACGCUCUCCAAAAUAACGCAGACUACAAGGAUCUCUCCGACCGCUCUCGCCUUAUCGUUACAUACGCACUGUGUGGAUUCGCGAAUAUCGGCUCCCUCGGUAACCAGAUCGGUGUCCUGUCGCAGAUUGCACCUGGUCGCGGUAAGGAUGUGUCCCGUGUUGCAUUUAGUGCUAUGGUUACCGGAGCCAUUAGCACUUUCACUAGUGCCACGAUUGCCGGCUUGUUGAUUACCAAUGAGAAGCAGUACUUCGGUACCUCCACGACAUCUUAA
Messenger RNA from Penicillium roqueforti, 1887 nucleotides. RefSeq names its product NupC/NupG family nucleoside CNT transporter. The transcript has 3 exons. Bases 1 to 1887 code for a protein of 628 amino acids. Gene Ontology annotation, biological process: nucleoside transmembrane transport. Gene Ontology annotation, cellular component: membrane. Lineage: Eukaryota; Fungi; Ascomycota; Eurotiomycetes; Eurotiales; Aspergillaceae. The record is from RefSeq and is a predicted model, not a curated record. Gene Ontology annotation, molecular function: nucleoside transmembrane transporter activity; symporter activity.